This is a messenger RNA of Racocetra persica, 505 nucleotides long. The record is from the annotation of a GenBank genome assembly. NCBI's taxonomy places the organism in Eukaryota, Fungi, Glomeromycota, Glomeromycetes, Diversisporales, Gigasporaceae.
GUUAACAGCGCCUAAAUGGCUACAACUUAAACAAGCAUUUGCCCUUUGGGUAGAUAAUGCUCUCAAUAUGAACCAAGAUAUCAAUGGUUAUAUUCUUAAAGCCAAAGCAAAAUUUUUUGCUGAUCACCUCAAUAUUGAUGAUUUUCAUUAUAGCAUAGAUGAAGAACUUAAAGAAUUAAUUGAUUAUUUACCAGAAAACGAUUAUCUUGCUGCUCAUGAAUAUAUUCAUAUUGAAGAUGGCAAACUUGAGAGUGGACUUACCGAUAAUGAAAUUCUAGAGGUGAUCAAAAAUAAAAAUGAGGAAGAGGAAGAGAAUCAUAGUAAACCUGUUGAACAAAUUGAAAAGGUUAGCUCUAGAGAGGCAGAAAUAAAUCUAAAGAAAAUAUUAAGAUUUUUAUAUGAACAAGAGCCAGAGUUUGGAGAAGUCGAAGGAGAAGUAAGAAUUUUGAAUAAGCUGUAUAAAACGGAUCAGAUUAACUGUUAUAAAAAGCCUCAAGCAAGUUGA